Molecule: messenger RNA, 2593 nt
Organism: Poecile atricapillus (Black-capped chickadee)
Lineage: Eukaryota; Metazoa; Chordata; Aves; Passeriformes; Paridae
Gene: BCKDHA
Product: branched chain keto acid dehydrogenase E1 subunit alpha
Biological process (GO): branched-chain amino acid catabolic process
Molecular function (GO): oxidoreductase activity, acting on the aldehyde or oxo group of donors, disulfide as acceptor
Source: RefSeq, a predicted model, not a curated record
GCCGCAGUUCCCGGGAGCCUCGGCCGAGUUCGCCGAACGCCUCGAGUUCAUCCAGCCCCGGGUGCUGGCCGGGAUCCCGGUGUACCGGGUGAUGGACCGGCAGGGACACGUCCUGAGACCCUCCGAGGACCCGCAGCUGCCCAAGGAGCAGGUGCUGAAGCUCUACAAGACGAUGACGCUGCUCAACACCAUGGACAGGAUCCUGUACGAGUCCCAGCGCCAGGGCCGGAUCUCGUUCUACAUGACCAAUUACGGCGAGGAGGGGACUCACGUGGGCAGCGCCGCCGCGCUCGACGCCUCCGACCUCGUCUUUGGGCAGUACCGGGAGGCAGGUGUGCUGCUGUACCGGGGUUACCCCCUGGAGCUCUUCAUGGCCCAGUGCUACGGCAACGCCAGCGACCCCGGCAAGGGCCGGCAGACGGUGCACUACGGCUGCCCCGAGCGUCACUUUGUCACCAUCUCGUCCCCGCUGGCCACGCAGAUCCCGCAAGCGGUGGGCGCGGCGUACGCCAUCAAGCGCGCUGACGCCAGCCGGGCGGUGGUCUGCUACUUUGGGGAGGGGGCUGCGAGCGAGGGCGACGCCCACGCCGGCUUCAACUUCGCCGCCACCCUCGAGUGCCCGAUCGUCUUCUUCUGCCGCAACAACGGCUACGCCAUCUCCACGCCCACCUCCGAGCAGUACCGCGGGGAUGGAAUCGCGGCGCGGGGUCCCGGUUACGGGCUGCUGUCCAUCCGCGUGGACGGUAACGACGUUUUCGCCGUGUACAACGCCACGCGGGAGGCGCGGCGCCGCGCCGUGGCCGAGAACCAGCCCUUCCUCAUCGAGGCCAUGACCUACCGGAUCGGGCACCACAGCACGAGUGACGACAGCUCCGCGUACCGCUCGGUGGACGAGGUGAAUUAUUGGGAUAAGCAGGAUCAUCCCAUCUCCCGCCUCCGGCACUACCUGAGCCACCGGGGCUGGUGGGACGAGGAGGAGGAGAAGGCCUGGAGGAAGAGCUCCCGGAAAAUGGUGCUGGAGGCGUUCGAGCAGGCGGAGCGGGAGCCGAAGCCGCCUCCUCACCUGCUCUUCUCCGACGUUUACCGGGAGAUGCCCCCGCGGCUGCGGCGGCAGCGGGAGGAGCUCCAGCGGCACCUGGAGACCUACGGGGAGCACUACCCGCUCCAGAACUUCCAGAAAUGAGCCGGGAAUUCCGGGAAUGCCGCGGGAAUUCCAUGGGAAAAACACGGGAAUCACAUGGGAAUUGCGGGAAAGCCACGAGAAAUCACGGGAAUCAAUUCCGGGAAACCCCUGGGAAUCCAUCAGCACCAUCGGGAAUCCCUGAGCACCUCCGGGAAUUCCGGGAAAACCACAGGAAUUCCAUGGGAAUCCCACGGGAAUUCCACGGGAAACCCCUGGGAAUCCCUCAGCACCAUCGGGAAUCCCUGAGCACCCUCGGGAAUUCCGGGAAAACCACGGGAAUUCCAUGGGAAAACCACGGGAAUCCCACGGGAAUUCCGGGAAAGCCACGGGAAAUCACGGGAAUCAAUUCCGGGAAACCCCUGGGAAUCCCUCAGCACCAUCGGGAAUCCCUGAGCACCCUCGGGAAUUCCGGGAAUCCCAAGGGAAUUCCACGGGAAAACCACGGGAAUCCCACGGGAAUUCCGGGAAUCCCACGGGAAUCCCUCAGCACCAUCGGGAAUCCCUCAGCACCAUCGGGAAUCCCUGAGCACCCUCGGGAAUUCCGGGAAAACCACAGGAAUUCCAUGGGAAUCCCACGGGAAUUCCGGGAAUCCCACGGGAAUCCAUCAGCACCCUCCGGAAUCCCUGAGCACCCUUGGAAAUCCCUCAGCACCCCGGGAAUUCCGGGAAUCCCAUGGGAAUUCCGGGAAACCCACGGGAAUUCCACGGGAAACCCACGGGAAUCCCUGAGCACCCUCGGGAAUCCUUCAGCACCCUCGGGAAUUCCAGGAAUUCUCCGGGAAUCUCUCAGCAUUCCCGGGAAUCCCUGAGCAUCCCCAGGAAUACCAGGAAAUCCCCGGGAAUUCUGGGAAACCCUCGGGAAUCCUUCAGCAUCCUCGGGAAUCCUUCAGCAUCCCUGGGAAUUCCGGGAAUCCCAUGAGAAUCCCUCAGCACCCUUGGGAAUUCCAGGAAUUCUUUGGGAAUCCCUCAGCAUUCCCGGGAAUUCUGGGAAACCCCCGGGAAUCCCUCAGCACCCUCGGGAAUUCCAGGAAUCUCCCGGGAAUCCUUCAGCACCAUCAGGAAUCCUUCAGCAUCCCCAGGAAAUCCAGGAAAUCCCCGGGAAUUCCAGGAAAUCCCCGGGAAAUCCAGGAAAUCCCCAGGAAUUCCAGGAAAUCCCCGGGAAUUCCAGGAAACCCCUGGGAAUUCCAGGAAAUCCCCAGGAAAUCCAGGAAAUCCCCAGGAAUUCCAGGAAAUCCCCAGGAAAUCCAGGAAAUCCCCAGGAAAUCCAGGAAAUCCCCAGGAAAUCCCCAGGAAUUCCAGGAAAUCCCCAGGAAAUCCAGGAAAUCCCCGGGAAUUCCGGGAAAUCCCCAGGAAAUCCCCAGAAAUUCCAGGAAAUCCCCAGGAAAUCCAGGAAAUCCCCAGGAAAUCCCC